This is a messenger RNA of Cyprinodon variegatus (sheepshead minnow), 2003 nucleotides long. RefSeq names its product phosphatidylinositol 3,4,5-trisphosphate 3-phosphatase and dual-specificity protein phosphatase PTEN (gene ptena). The transcript has 10 exons. Bases 600 to 1913 code for a protein of 437 amino acids. NCBI's taxonomy places the organism in Eukaryota, Metazoa, Chordata, Actinopteri, Cyprinodontiformes, Cyprinodontidae. Gene Ontology annotation, biological process: protein dephosphorylation; negative regulation of cell population proliferation; regulation of phosphatidylinositol 3-kinase/protein kinase B signal transduction. Gene Ontology annotation, cellular component: cell projection; plasma membrane; cytosol. Gene Ontology annotation, molecular function: phosphatidylinositol-3,4-bisphosphate 3-phosphatase activity; protein tyrosine phosphatase activity; inositol-1,3,4,5-tetrakisphosphate 3-phosphatase activity. The record is from RefSeq and is a predicted model, not a curated record.
UUCCUUCGGUUGGAGGCCAUGAUGGGAGCCUGAGAGUUCAGCUGGAGCGAGAAAAGAAGAUGAUUCACCGGGACGAAACUGUCAAAUCAGUUCGAGCGGAUUUAUGAGCGUUGUAUAGUCUAUAUACAUCUAAGGUGGAGCCUGUCACUUUUUUAAUUUUUUUUCUCAAAUGUGUUCUUGGCAAUCAGUCGAUGACAAUGUUGAAUCGUUAGGAGGUUUUUGGAUCGAAAAAGGAGGUAGCAUUAGCCACGCUAGCUGGCUACGUCUCAGUGACUGGAUACUGGUUUUGAGAGCCGGUGAGUUCUCUAACCUCAUCGCUCGGAAAACGGCGGAAAUCUUACGAGUUUUACCCGAGGAUAACUGCAUGUAUUUUAACCGGGAGCGUUUGCACGACGAAUCGCAGGAUUGGGAAAGUCGGGCCUGCGCCGAGGAACGGAGCAAGGCCCGUCUUUAUGAUCCAGAGGAAGCCUUUCUAAUCCCACCGACAGCCACUGCUCUGUGCGAGGACCCGCAAAACACGGCAGUCAGCUACCGAGAGGACUGAAUAAACUUUCACCUCCCCCUUCCCCACAUAAACUCAUCUUGUAUCACCUGCUACGAUGGCUGCGAUUAUAAAAGAAAUGGUCAGUCGGAACAAAAGGAGAUACCAGGAGGACGGUUUCGACUUGGACUUAACGUAUAUCUAUCCAAACAUCAUCGCUAUGGGCUUUCCAGCAGAGAGACUUGAAGGCGUGUACAGAAACAAUAUAGAUGAUGUAGUACGGUUUUUGGAUUCCAAGCAUAAAAACCAUUACAAAAUCUACAACCUCUGCGCAGAAAGACACUACGAUGCUGCCAAAUUUAACUGCAGAGUUGCACAGUACCCCUUUGAAGACCACAACCCCCCUCAGCUGGAGCUGAUUAAACCGUUCUGCGAAGACCUGGACCAGUGGCUCAGCGAGGACGACAAUCACGUGGCAGCCAUCCAUUGCAAGGCCGGAAAGGGCCGCACCGGAGUCAUGAUCUGCGCCUAUCUCCUCCAUCGGGGCAAGUUCACAGACGCCCAAGAUGCCCUCGACUUCUACGGUGAAGUCAGGACACGGGACAGGAAGGGGGUCACCAUCCCGAGCCAGCGAAGAUACGUCUACUAUUACAACUACCUGCUAAAGAACCAGCUGGAGUACAAACCGGUGGCGCUGCUGUUCCACAAGAUGGUCUUUGAGACCCUCCCCAUGUUCAGCGGGGGCACCUGCAGGGACAGUACCGUUAAAAACAGGAGCGAGCCGACCCCUCAGGGCUUCAAGAAAGGGAAUUGGCAUUGGGAUCCCCAGUUUGUCGUAUACCAACUCAAGGUCAAGAUCCACACGUCCAACCCAGCUCACACCAGAAGGGAGGACAAGCACAUGAUCUUUGAGUUCCCCCAGCCGCUGCCCGUUUGUGGAGACAUCAAGGUGGAGUUCUUCCACAAGCAGAAUAAAAUGAUGAAAAAGGACAAAAUGUUCCACUUCUGGGUGAACACGUUCUUCAUUCCUGGACCAGAUGAGAGUGGGGAAAAGAUGGAGAACGGGGCGGUGAACAAUACGGAGAGCCAGCAGGGAGGACCGGGUCAGGGCCAGCAGCAGAACGCAGAGAGCAGGGACGGCUGCAGGGAAGGGGACAAAGACUACCUCAUCCUGACGCUCACCAAGAACGACUUGGACAAGGCGAAUAAAGAUAAAGCCAAUCGCUACUUCUCUCCAAACUUCAAAGUGAAGUUGUAUUUUACAAAAACCGUGGAGGAGCCUUCUAAUUCCGAGGCUAGCACUUCGACGUCCGUCACCCCAGACGUUAGCGACAAUGAGCCAGACCAUUACAGAUACUCUGACACCACUGACUCUGAUCCGGAAAAUGAACCUUUUGAUGAAGAGCACCACACGCAAAUCACAAAAGUGUGAACUCUUUUUAAAGCAGGAAAAGAAGAAAUCAUACACCUGAAUUUAAAAACAAAAAAAAAAAAAGGAGAAAACUUGAAUAUAAACUCAAAA